AACACCAUUGACAUUGAUAUGCCCACGAAAAAUUAGAAACACUGGAAAUAUAAAGUAUCUCAACAACAUAAUCUAUAUUCUUUCCCUGCUUGCUGGCCUCAGAAUCCUUCAUAGCACAGUAAAAUUAAAACUUGCAGGGAUUCACUAACAAUGGCUUCAGCCUCCACCUCCACUCUCUCUAUAUCCUCUUCAUCCACCCUUGUUGAUGCCAAAGCUCCAAGACAAUCAUCAGCUUCUUCCCCACAAUGUGUGACCCUUCCCACUCUCCCCCCUCCACCUCUGCACUCUCACACUCGUCCUUCCAAGACCACUGCCUUUUGUCGCAGGAUUGCUCGCAAUGUUAUGGCAAUGGCUACCACAAGAGAGGCACCAGCAGCAGAAGUUGCCCCAACUGAGCUCGGUGUUGGGGAGCUGCCAGAGUUUGUGAAGACUAUUCAAGAAGCUUGGGACAAAGUUGAAGAUAAAUAUGCAGUGAGUUCAUUAGCCGUAGCUGGUGUGGUUGCAUUGUGGGGCUCAGCUGGGAUGAUCUCAGCAAUCGAUAGACUCCCUUUAAUUCCUGGGAUUCUUGAGGUCGUAGGCAUUGGCUACAGUGGGUGGUUUGCUUACAAGAAACUAUUUUACAAGCCAGACAGGGAAGCUUUCCUACGGGAUAUAAAAGCAACAUAUAGCGAGAUAACUGGAAGCAGCUAAGAGAGCGAGGAAUUGCUGCAUUAUGUUGAAGAUGUAAGCAUGCUUCAUUUCGUCUCAAUAAGCUUCUGACCAUACUUUAUCCCAUGUAAUGUAAUCCAGCCUGAUAAUAAAUGUAACUUUAAUAAUAUAUUAAUCUACUUCAAGAAAAUAUCAUUUCUUCAAUAACCCCUUUGUUAUUCCAAUUUCAUUUUAUGUUCAAG
This is a messenger RNA of Abrus precatorius (Indian licorice), 890 nucleotides long. RefSeq names its product protein CURVATURE THYLAKOID 1B, chloroplastic-like. The transcript is spliced from 6 exons. The record is from RefSeq and is a predicted model, not a curated record. The coding region runs from base 151 to 690 and encodes 179 amino acids. NCBI's taxonomy places the organism in Eukaryota, Viridiplantae, Streptophyta, Magnoliopsida, Fabales, Fabaceae. Gene Ontology annotation, cellular component: thylakoid; chloroplast thylakoid membrane.